AUGCCAGCGCAUCGAAGCAUUAAAAUUGCGGCAUCAUACAAUGGAUUUCGAGCUGGCAGGGAGGACACCUUGCGGGAGACGUUGAUGCGUCACCUAGGGACCACGAAACCAAAAGACAUUGUCAUCGAAGGCAUCAUUGAUGAUCAGCGCGUCUCGACACGUCGACCAAAUCUAAAGGUUAUCGUGGCCGUGAGAGUGGCACACCACGUUCGGAUGCUUCUUGAGGCUUCGAAUUCAAAGCAGUUGGUGGAACCGAUAUCCCGCACCGACACCUAA
Messenger RNA from Cantharellus anzutake, 276 nucleotides. RefSeq lists its product as uncharacterized. The record is from RefSeq and is a predicted model, not a curated record. The transcript has 2 exons. The coding region runs from base 1 to 276 and encodes 91 amino acids. NCBI's taxonomy places the organism in Eukaryota, Fungi, Basidiomycota, Agaricomycetes, Cantharellales, Hydnaceae.